Messenger RNA from Bactrocera latifrons, 3601 nucleotides. Its product is annotated as solute carrier family 12 member 9. Gene Ontology annotation, biological process: cell volume homeostasis; chloride transmembrane transport; potassium ion homeostasis. Lineage: Eukaryota; Metazoa; Arthropoda; Insecta; Diptera; Tephritidae. The coding region runs from base 485 to 3358 and encodes 957 amino acids. Gene Ontology annotation, molecular function: potassium:chloride symporter activity. The transcript is spliced from 10 exons. The record is from RefSeq and is a predicted model, not a curated record. Gene Ontology annotation, cellular component: membrane.
UGUUGGAAAAUGGCUUAACAAUCAUAAACAAUCCAAUGACAGCUUUUUUAUUUGUUUAUGAUUCUUUCGUUUAUUUUGCUCUGUUUUUUUUUCCUCUUUCACACAUCAUUCUUAACAUCACCAACAGCUCUAUUGCUGACAGCUGAUGAUUCAGUUCGUUUUUCAACUUGCAUAAACCAGAUUACACUUUGUAUUUUCCUGUUUUCUAUUUCGUAGUGUCUUCAAUAGAGAAUGCAAAUAAUGUAAAUUGGAGAAAAUCGUGUAUUAGUUAUAAAGUUAAGUAACAAGUAAACGGUAGUUUAUAAAGAUUGUGUGCUUCUGCGAGUAAGAAGUUAUAAAUACUUUCAUAGACCUACAAAUAAAUUGUGUUCAGUAAGUUACUGACCAAAAUUGGGUACUCUAUUUUUUUGUGGGCGUUCGUGUGAGCAAAACACACAUAUUGUCGCGUUCAGCCGCUGAAGAACCUGUAGCUGGCAUAAUUGAGAUGAACCAGCAGCCAGUUGAGAGGCGAAAUGGUGGGGGUGAGACCGCUGCAAGUGAUGAGACGGCACCAAUUGCUUCACAUCGUAGCGGCGGGCCUUCCUCAAUGUUUCGUUCUUUCGGCUCAUUGUUUGGAGCCAACAACAACAGUGUUGGCGGGAGAGGUAUACAUUCUCCUACGAAUACGGAUGUUCAUGGAUAUGUAGAGUUUGGCAUGCAGGACCCCGAUCGAAGCGGUCGCACGCUGGGCACUUUUGCAGGCGUAUUUAGCCCAGUAGCAUUGUCAAUGUUCAGUGCUUUAGUCUUCAUACGUGUGGGCUUUAUUGUCGGCAAUGCUGGUCUUUAUGUGACGCUACUGCAAUUUGUUAUCGCAUACUUAAUUCUCUUGUUUACCGUUGCUUCAGUAUGUGCAAUAUCCACUAACGGUGCCGUGGAAGGAGGUGGCGUCUAUUUCAUGAUAAGUCGCACCUUAGGCCUGGAGUUUGGCGGUUCGAUUGGUACGCUUUUCUUUCUUGCCAAUGUUGUUGGUUGUGCCAUGGCUAUAUCUGGUUGUACCGAGGGCAUGAUGGAAAACUUUGGCGACGGCGGAUAUUUUACACAUGACAGUAAAGGCUUAUUACCUGAUGGCACAUGGUGGCGUUUUCUUUUUUCCACAAUAAUCAAUACAGCAAUGUUGGUUGUGUGUUUGAUCGGUGCGGCACUCUUUGCUAAGACGUCGGUAUUAAUUUUGGGUAUUGUGUCAAUAUGUUUGUUAGCCACAUAUAUAAGUUUUCUAGCUGAAGGCCCAAAGGAAAUUGAUCGCCCUAAAGAAAAUAAAAUCUAUAAUCUGACGGUGAAACUGCCAUAUACUGGUAUAGACAGUAAUACGUUAAUGGGCAAUCUGUAUCCACAUUAUGUAGAAGAUUACACUUCGAAUGGUAAAAUGGUUGAUUUUGCCACAACAUUUGGUGUGUUGUUCGCUGGUGUGACCGGCAUCAUGGCCGGUGCAAAUAUGUCAGGCGAAUUGAAGAGCCCAUCGAGAAGUAUACCAACAGGCACCUUAUCGGCCGUUUCCUUUACUUUCGUUUCUUACAUUUUAUUGUCAUUCCUGAUGGCAUUUACCACACCAGCCGUAACCAUGCAAAAUAACUAUCUCUUCCUUAUGCCGGUCAACUUUUGGCCGCCCUUUACAGCCAUUGGUAUACUUACAGCUACAUUUUCUACUGGUCUAAGUAAUCUAAUUGGUUCAAGUCGUAUAUUGGAAGCACUAUCAAAAGAUCAAGUAUUUGGUUCGCUUUUGAAUUUCGUAUUACGUGGCACAUGGAAGGGUAAUCCUGUGGCGGCAGUGUUUACAAGCUGGUUGCUCGUAGAAUGCAUUCUAUUAAUUGGUUCGUUGAAUACAAUUGCACAGGUCAAUUCAGUAUUAUUUAUGCUUUCCUAUUUGGCAACCAAUUUGGCUUGUUUGGGCAUCGAGUUAACUGGUGCACCGAAUUUUCGUCCACUCUUCAAAUAUUUCACUUGGCAUACCUGUCUGAUUGGUUUGCUUGGCACACUCAUAAUGAUGUUCGUGAUAAAUCCAAUAUACGCGUCGUCGAGUAUUAUUUUGUGUUUAAUUUUGGUGAUAGCGCUGCAUUUGUUUUCGCCAGCUUCACAAGGUGCACAGUGGGGUUCUAUUUCGCAAGCGCUCAUGUUUCACCAGGUACGCAAGUACUUGCUAAUGUUGGAUUCACGAAAGGAUCAUGUUAAAUUCUGGCGCCCUCAAAUGUUAUUGCUGGUGUCAUCGCCUCGUUCAUGUUGCCCUCUUGUCGACUUUGUUAAUGACAUGAAAAAGGGUGGCCUCUACGUAAUCGGACAUGUAAAGGUGGGUGACUAUACAGCCGUCGUAGAUCCAACGAUCGAAGAAAACAAAUAUUGGCUCUCAUUCGUGGAUCAUAUGAAAGUGAAGGCCUUUGCUGAAGUGACAUUAGCCAAAUCCAUACGUGAAGGUGUACAACAUCUAAUACGUUUAUCCGGUAUAGGUGCAAUGAAACCGAAUACAAUAAUCUUAGGUUUCUAUGACAGUGAAACGCCAAGGGACUUCUUCGAGGCUGGCACUUCGCCUUAUAAAACCGAAGGAUUUAAUCAUGGCGAAAUUCAAAACUUUCCAAUUCGUCGUGAUGGUGAAGAGAAACAUAUUGAUGUUGCGGAAUAUGUUGCGAUUAUGAGCGAUGUGUUGCGUAUGAAGAAGAAUUUAUGCUUGUGUCGACACUUUCAUCGUUUGGACAAAAACUUUAUUGCCAAGAGCAAACACUUAAGAUAUAUAGACGUUUGGCCAAUAAACGUUUUCAAUCCAAAUUCAAAUAAUCCUUUCGAUGUAGUCUCACUAUUCAUGAUGCAACUAGCCGUGAUAAUAAAUAUGCUUGCCAAAUGGAAACAUUUACGUUUGCGCGUUUUUCUCUGCGAGUCUAAUAAUGCAAUUUCGAAUAUAAGUUCUUUUGACACACAAUUGCCACAGUUGGAUGCUUUUUCCAGAAUGAAACUGGAACAAUCACUGAAGAGUUUACGUAUUGAGGCAGAUAUCAUUGAGAUUCAAGAAUGGAACAGCGAUUCGGACUUUACAAGCCAUUCGCGCAUACUGAAACAAUUCACAAGUCAUGCCGACGAAGAUCAUGAAGUUAUCACUGAGGAAAAUAUCAAUCGCUCACUACUUUAUAUGCAAAGAGCCAAUCAAAUAAUACGAGAACGUUCUGACCAGACAGCUGUUUCCUUCAUAUAUUUGGCUGCACCACCACAAAUAGGCACACCUGACUUUAGAGAGCGCAGUGCCCGUUAUAUUGAGCUACUUACAGAGUUGACUGCCGAAUUACCGCCGACUAUACUGGUGCAUGGCAUAAGUACAGUUACGUCGACGACGCUUUAAAUUUACAAAUAUCCGACUGUUUAGGUGUAGCACACUAAAAAUUACUGCUACUCUAAUGGUCGUAACAAUUGGCGAAUGAAAGUACAUUACAUUUUGUAAUUUUUAAAACUUUUUUUAAAUUUUUAAAUUUUUUUUACACUUUCAUUUAUAUUUUAUUUGUCGCUCUUCCCAAUUUUUUCAUAUAAUAUGAACAAUUUUACAAAUAUUGAGAUAAUACAUUUAUAAGUCGGCAGCAUUUGAAUG